Molecule: messenger RNA, 431 nt
Organism: Rhodamnia argentea
Lineage: Eukaryota; Viridiplantae; Streptophyta; Magnoliopsida; Myrtales; Myrtaceae
Product: non-specific lipid-transfer protein 2-like
Exons: 1
Coding region: 106-393 (95 amino acids)
Biological process (GO): lipid transport
Source: RefSeq, a predicted model, not a curated record
CAUCAUCCAAACCCAAACGCAUCACCCUGACCCAAGUACACACACAAACUCACUCCAGUUCUUUUCUCCUCACAUCCUCCUAGAGCAACCAAAAACAGAGAAGCAAUGAGGGCCCCGAGGGUCGCGCUCUGCGCUCUUCUGGCGGUGCUUCUCCUAGCGGAAGCGGAGGUGAGAGUGGAGGCUGCUGUGACGUGCAGGCCGAUAGAGCUGAGCUCCUGCGUGAGCGCGAUCACGUCCGCGACCCCUCCAUCCACCCUGUGCUGCAGCAAGAUCAAGGAGCAGAGGCCCUGCCUCUGCCAGUACCUCAGAAACCCAAACCUCAAGAAGUUUGUCAAUUCCCCCAAUGCCAGGAAAGUGGCCAGCACUUGUGGCACUCCCUUUCCCAAGUGCUGAGAAGUAUCCAUCCCCUCAUGCCUAGAGCUUUCAUUAUC